This is a messenger RNA of Danio aesculapii, 4745 nucleotides long. RefSeq names its product tripartite motif containing 66 (gene trim66). The transcript is spliced from 18 exons. The coding region runs from base 625 to 3921 and encodes 1098 amino acids. NCBI's taxonomy places the organism in Eukaryota, Metazoa, Chordata, Actinopteri, Cypriniformes, Danionidae. The record is from RefSeq and is a predicted model, not a curated record. Gene Ontology annotation, molecular function: protein binding; zinc ion binding.
GGACAGGAUUGAUAACGCGCCGGUUCUCUUAUAACUUUGAUUUCGCGUGCUCGUUAGAUAUUUUCCGCAGAUAGCAGAUCUAGCAGAGACUGCGCACUGAAAGUUGUGCGUCUGGAUUAUGAGGAAUUAGCAAAUAUUUUGACAGUUGCUCUGCUUAAGCGGUAGAAGGAAUAAAAAUCAUAAGCGUUUUAAUAAAUAUACAGUCUCCAGGGCUGGAAAGACUUUUGGAUACGGGGAUCUGAGGCUGUUUAGACACUGAAGCAUCUCCGAAAUCGCCAGAUCUUCCAUCCGCUGCGAAGGAGGUGGAGGAUUUUUUUUUUUUUUUUUUGGAUUUGAGCCUCUUGAAGAGAAGCAAGGCUUAUUUAAGAAGAAGAAGGAUCAUGGUGGCAGUCGGAUUCAGAGAGCUGCGCGCCGGCCACGGCUGAGGGCACACGAGGAGGAGCGUUCAGGAGUCUUCUCCGCUGGGGUUAAAGUGUGCAGCGUGCACUACUUCCUGCCGCAGGUAGAGCUGUCACAGUGUGGUGUGGAGCUCGAGCUGUGUUAAAGGUUUGCCGUGUCCUUGCUGAGAGCUGCGAGAGCUGGAUAUCGCAAUCUUUCUCACGCAAUCUCCAUCCCGCCACCGCCAUGGAGAAGUGCUGCUCGGAGUGUUCAGAGCCCAGGAUGGCACAGAGCUUGUGCACCUUCUGCAACAAGUGGCUUUGUUUUCAGUGCACCGACCUGCAUCAGCACGAGAGAAGCUCCAGCCAACCUUCUGACCUGCAGCACCAGCCUCGAGACCCUCCUUCCCCAUCCGAAAUAGGAGCCGCUUGCUGUGGGCAUGCAGUUGUCAUGUGUCCUCUCCAUAAACAGGAGCCUCUGGAGCUCUUGUGUGAAACGUGUGACCUCAUGGCCUGCAGCAUCUGUCAUCUGUCCGCCCACAAAGACCACCGAAUGGUGCAUGUUGGGAAGGCUCUGCAAGACCAGCGCUGGCUCCUGCAGAACCUCAUGGCCCGAGUGGAGGAGAAGAGAUCUGCUGUGGAGAGCACUGCCAAACAGAUCCAGGGCAGGCUCCACGGUAUAAAGAUCACGCAGAGGAAGGCGGAGAACCAGAUAAAAAUGGCAAAGAUGAUUAUGAUGAACGAGCUUAACAAACGGGCCAACCUAUUAAUAGAACAACUGGAGAGCAUCUCCAGUGAUUUCAAGCAACGUCUGGAGGACCAGCUGCAGGGGGCCAUCGAGCUGUGCAGCCAGCUGGAGCAUGUGCAGAACUUCAUUACCUGGGCUACAGCCCACCACAGACGCAAUCCUCUGCUAUUCAGCAAAGAGCUGAUUGCUCUUCAGAUGCAGCAAUUACUGGAGCCGCUGAUGCUCUCUGAAGCUUGGAGUCCAUUGAAAAUCAAGUUUAACUGGGAUGCCAGCUUCUGGACCAAGCAGAUGUCUACUUUAGGUCAGCUGGUUGUUGAAGGUGGAAGUCGUCCAUACUCAGACGUUGUUGGUCACUCCAGUAUCCUGCGACCCCAGCCUGUUCCGUGCAUAGCGAUGCCUCCUUUGUGCCAUGCGGUGCGGGAGCCUGGCUGUGCCUACCAGACCUUCUGUCAGCCCUCGCUCUGCUGCCUGCACUGCAGGCCUGCUCAAACCGUCCCAUUGGAGAAAUUCCCUGGCCAGUGUGCUCAGGCCACCAGACGGAGCUCCCCGCCAUCACUGCACAGCUGCUGGGAUGCAGAAACAUCCGUCCCUGUACAUCCACCUGGAGCUCAGCCCAUGCAUCAGCUCACCUCUCACCCUGGAUCUGACCUCGUCCAGCAUGGAAGCAGCUCUACUCAACCCCGGCAGCCUGUUAGAUCCAACAUCGAGUCGCUCCCUGCUGAUUCAGUUCAGACUGUCAUGGAUGGGAAAAGUUCUACAGUAGGUCAGAAAGCCAGCAGAAGAGGGCAAACAUCUGCACCCGAGGCAUCUACAGGGCCAGAGGCUUCAGCAGAUGCAGAGCUGCCACAGAUCCACAAACAGGCUCAAGUGCAGACCACCGCAGAAACCAGCUGUCAGCCUAUGGUUGAACUGCAGCCCAUAGCUGCUUGCAUUGGUGAUGAUGAUGAUGACAGGAGAUCCUCAGAGCUGGAGAUGUUCGCGCUGGUUCAGGGCCAAGGAGGCGAUGGUCGGAGUUGUCCAGGUUUGAAGAGGGCGAGCAGGUCUCAAAGCAGUGCGGAUACACACAGAGGACCUCGUAAAAGGCUCUGUAAAGACAGGUCAAUCAAGGAUGCUCACGGCCUGGCAACAGCGGCUGGGGACCAGGGAUGUACAACGCAGCAGCAGGUCUGUGCACAGCUCGAUGCUUCAGAGAUGUUCCCAGGACCAAUAAGCAGUCAUCUUGCGUCUUCUCUGACCACCUACAAAUCCGAACCAGAAAAUGUGUAUGCAUAUGCCUAUGAAAACAGAAGGCUGAAGACCAGAAAGAAGAGCAGAAAUUCUAGAGAGGAUCCACACACCAGUGACAAAGAAGCCUCGGAUGGUUCCAAAGUUCCAGUUGUGUGUCUUCAGCGACUCAAGAUCCUUGUAUCACGACAUCCACCACAGAACCAUCAGAGCACAGAUCCAUCUUCUCAAUCUGGCCUCAAACCUGAAGAAACUUUUUUGAAGGUGCUAGAAAGAGAGAACGCUUCUCAGGAAACUUUGGAUAAGGAGUCAGUUCAGGCAGAGGACAAUGUGUCGCCCACAGAAACGCAGCUAUCACCGCAACAUCUGCAUAGCUGUGAAUCAUCUGGCUCCCUUGAGGACUCUCAGCCUCCUGUGCAAGAAUUUUGCAAUAUAAACCAAGAGUCUGAUGCGCUAUCUGUUUCCAAAGAUCUUCCAAAGAUCUGUUUCAAAGAUCAGGUCUUACAACCUGACGCUGAGGAGAUACACUCGGAUGACUCCCCAUCUGAACUCAUAUCAGCGACAGGCUCUGAUUUCCAAACAGAAUCUACAAGAGAAGCAGAUGUGGAAUCAGAGCUCCCUCAGGAAUCCGAACAGCAAGUCGAAUCUGAAUUGGAUGUGCUUUCAGAACAGCUUCCAGAAUCAGUGCUCUCCGAACAGGAGAUGGAAUCAGAUCCAGAUUCCACAGCUAAUGUGACUCUGAAUCUUGAACCAGAGUGUGAAUGGGAAACGGAGCAGCCGGUUUCCCCACAAUCUUCUGGGUUUGAGAAUGUACCAGAACCUGUUGUUGAACAUCAGCCUGCAGAGGAAAGUCUGGAGAUCGAGAAUGAGGAUUUCUGUGCAGUCUGUCUCAUUGGAGGAGAUCUUCUUUGUUGCGACCGUUGCCCGAAGGUCUUCCACCUGUCAUGUCAUGUCCCACCGCUUCAUAGUUUCCCUGUAGGUGACUGGAUUUGCACCCUGUGCCGGGAUGUGGAGCAGCCAGAGGUGGAAUAUGACUGUGAGAAUGUCCAGAUGUCCACAGGCACGAUGCCAUAUAGGCUGCCGGCGUGUGACCAGAGGAAAUGCGAGAAGUUGACAUUGCUGAUCCUCAGCAACAUCCUCAGCGCUCCGUUCCAUGAGCCUGUCAGCCCUCUGGCCCGUCAUUAUUAUCAGAUCAUCAAGAAGCCAAUGGAUUUGUCUGUCAUUCGAAACAGGCUUGGCAGCAACAGCCACACACACUAUUGUUCCCCACAAGAGUUUGUGGCUGACGUCCUGCUCAUGUUCAAAAACUGUGCCAAGUUUAACUACCCGGACUCAGAAGUGGCUCAGGCCGGCCACAGUCUACAGUCCUUCUUUAUCUCUAAACUGAGGGAGGUGUUUCCAGACCUGAGCUGUCCUGUCCAGGAGGAGGAGGAGGAAGAUUCGGACACUGAGGAUUACGAGGAGCUGGAGAGAGCCAUGAUGACUGGUUUCCCAUGGCCAGAAAGAAAAGAGCAGAGCCACAGAAAGAGGAAGAGGAGACUUUCUCUGAACAGGAGGAGAAAUCACUUUUAGCUGUGCCUCUACACACACACACACACACACACAUAUAUAUAUAACAUGUACAGAGACAUUAUAGAAUCACUCCAUCUUUUUAAAAAUAAGAUUCAUGUUAAAAUACAGUAAAUGCUUUUUUUUUUCAUUGUUCUAAGGACAGAUCUUAGUCAUUAUAACCAGUUUAUGUGUUAUGCUGUUAUCUGUAGCUGUGAGAAGGUGUUAUAAGCCUAUAUCUCCAAACUUUGCCUAAAAUCUUGCACUAGUAUUUAUUCCAAUGCUUACUAAAUUGUACAAUCAAUUUGAUAGCCAACUGGUUGCUGGCAACUGCUUUUUAGUAAAUAGCGAUAAGCAGCAUUAAUUGAUAAUGUUAUAUAAUUGUACUAAAUCCCAUUCUUUUUAAUCCAAAAAUCCCUUGUAAUAAGGUACUUUUCCCUCUUGUUUACUGUGAUGAUUUUAUUGACCUGUAGAGGGAGCACUUCAUAUACAGUAGCAACAUAUUAGUUCAUAUUGGACUUUUUUUGGCGGCAGGAGGAGGUUUGUAACGUGACUGAAUCCCGACGACCCCUUUCUAGUAUAAAAGAGGGAUGAUAUUAAGAUGUUGCUGCAUUACUGUGAUGUUUAAAAUGAUCUUUCAAAUGUUUAUUGACUAACGAGACAGAAUUAUCUAUAAUCUUUUCCCAGGCGAGUGGAACAUUUUUUAGUCCAGCUUGUUCCUCUGUGGGUCACAUACAGGUUUGAUAUUCGUGUCUUCUAAUUUUGUAAUAACGCUUUUAAUUGCUGUGCAGAUCAUGUUAGGUCCUCUUUUAAUGCUGUUUACUAUAUUUAGCUGGAUUGUAUUUAGU